Molecule: messenger RNA, 651 nt
Organism: Parnassius mnemosyne (clouded apollo)
Lineage: Eukaryota; Metazoa; Arthropoda; Insecta; Lepidoptera; Papilionidae
Source: the annotation of a GenBank genome assembly
AUGGCGGACUCGAAUGAUGGCGAUCACUCUAAAGAAAAUAUACAAAAAUUUAACCCUGAAAGACGGAGCAGUAAGCAAUGGGUUAAACUAAAUGUUGGAGGAACUUACUUUUUAACUACGAAAACGACGUUAUCGAGAGAUCCAAAUUCAUUUCUUUAUCGAUUGGUUCAAGAAGACAGUGACUUAAUUUCAGACAGGGACGAAACUGGUGCAUAUUUAAUAGAUAGAGAUCCAACUUAUUUUUCACCUGUACUGAAUUAUCUUCGACACGGAAAACUGGUUAUUAACAAUGAUAUUGCUGAAGAAGGCGUGCUGGAAGAAGCUGAAUUUUAUAAUAUAACAGAACUUAUAAGAUUGGUUAAAGAAAGGAUAUGCAUGCGGGAAAGGCGACCAUUGAAGGAUUCUAAAAAGCAUGUGUACAGAGUUUUGCAAUUCCAUGAAGAAGAAUUAACACAAAUGAUGUCGACUAUGUCAGAUGGAUGGAAAUUUGAGCAAUUGAUUAAUAUUGGAUCUCAAUAUAACUAUGGCAAUGAUGAGCAUUCUGAAUUCCUUUGUGUUGUAAGUCGAGAGUGUGGAAAUUCUCUCAAUAGUAAUGAUAUAGAACCUACAGAUCGUGCCAAGGUUCUUCAACAUAAAGGCUCACGAAUGUGA